Messenger RNA from Choloepus didactylus (southern two-toed sloth), 4241 nucleotides. RefSeq names its product TBK1 binding protein 1 (gene TBKBP1). Gene Ontology annotation, cellular component: cytoplasm. Bases 999 to 2843 code for a protein of 614 amino acids. NCBI's taxonomy places the organism in Eukaryota, Metazoa, Chordata, Mammalia, Pilosa, Megalonychidae. Gene Ontology annotation, biological process: canonical NF-kappaB signal transduction. The transcript is spliced from 10 exons. The record is from RefSeq and is a predicted model, not a curated record.
GAAAAGGGUUAAAGGUGGGGCCAGCCCUACAUACAACGCGCGCACACACUCUGCACUCAGACCCAGUCACACGCGUUUCCUUGGCACUUGGAUGAGACUGGGACCUGGGCCUGAGCCUUUCACACCAGGAACUCCUGCAGCCCAGCUGCGGGAGCUCGGGGUCCCCACUGCCUCAACUCCCACCUCACCGCUCAGCCUCCUCUCCUAAGCGCACACACGCCGGGGCGUGCGCGCACACACUUCGGACAUUCCCAUAGUGCCUCACGUGACACACGGCCCCGAACGUGCCCACCCUUCACACACGCUCACGCACGCGUGCACACCCGCGCGCACACACAAACACACGUAUACACACACCCUACGGGCCACUUCCCCAACUCCAUCCCCCGACCUCCUCAGCCCGCGAACGCACUCAUUGAGGCAGUGACUGUGGCACACCUACACUCAUUCACAGACACACACACUCCCCCCACACAUGCCAGCCACAGACACACAUUCAUAAACAGGGCCCGGAGAAGUACACACACGCACCCCCUCGCCUACUCUUUCGGCAGCCCUGAGUCAUUCCUGCCCCCUCUCAGGGCUCCCCAUUUCCCUGUAUGUGGGUGCACAGGGACAGACCUGGGAGUUCUUUAGUGUGGCUCCUCACCUGAGCCCCUGGCCCUCUCCCAGAGCCCCCUCCUCCCCUCUUCUUGUUCGCUCUGUCACUCGGCCUAGUACAUCCUGUAGGUCCCAGGUCAGGGGCCAGGAGACUGGAAGGUUGCCACAGCCCUGUGACCGUGGGGGAGGCACUUCCUUUUCCUGAACUCUGGAACCCAGUGGGAGGAAGCUGGGAAGUUGGGCGGGAGCCUCAGCAGAGGAUGUGCUGACGGUGCCGAGGCUGACCCUCUGGAGAAGCACCGGGCCUGCCCUGGGGAGGAGCCUGGGGCGCCAGAGGCAAGGGAUGAGGAGUUUGCAGGAGAGGAGGCCCAGUGUGGGCCGUGGCCUGGACCCUUGCCAUGGAGUCCAUGUUUGAGGACGACAUAAGUAUCCUGACCCAGGAGGCUCUGGGGCCUGGUGAAGUAUGGCUGGACGGCCCUGGAGACCCCUCGCUGGGGGGGGACAUGUGCUCCGCCUCUCACUUUGCUCUCAUCACGGCCUACGGAGACAUCAAGGAGCGGCUGGGGGGCCUAGAGAGGGAGAAUGCCACCCUCCGUCGCCGCCUCAAAGUCUAUGAGAUCAAGUACCCGCUGAUCAGUGACUUUGGAGAGGAGCACGGCUUCUCUCUGUACGAAAUCAAGGAUGGCUCCCUGCUGGAGGUGGAGAAGGUCAGUCUGCAGCAACGGCUCAACCAGUUCCAGCAUGAGUUGCAGAAGAAUAAGGAGCAAGAAGAACAGCUUGGGGAGAUGAUCCAGGCUUAUGAGAAACUCUGCGUGGAGAAGAGUGAACUGGAGACAGAGCUGGGGGAGAUGCGGGCUCUGGUGGAGACCCACCUGCGGCAGAUCUGUGGUUUGGAGCAGCAGCUGCGUCAGCAACAAGGCCUCCGGGAUGCAGCCUUUCCCAGCCUGAGCCCCUCUCCUGCCCCUGCCCCACCCUGUACUGAUCUGGACCUGCACUACCUGGCACUGAGAGGGGGAGCCAGCCUGAGUCAUGGCUGGCCAGGCCCCACGCCGAGCAUGAGUGAGCUGGAGCAGCGGCGUCUGGAAGAGGCUCUGGAGGCUGCCCAGGGAGAGGCUCGGGGGGCUCAGCUUCGGGAGGAGCAGCUCCAGGCGGAGUGUGAGCGGCUACAGGGGGAGCUGAAGCAGCUGCAGGAAACUCGGGCCCAGGAUUUGGCCUCCAACCAGUCGGAGCGGGACAUGGCCUGGGUGAAAAGAAUUGGGGAUGAUCAGGUGAAUUUGGCGCUGGCCUACACGGAGCUGACGGAAGAGCUGGGCCGGCUUCGGGAGUUGAGUUCCCUGCAGGGCAGGAUCUUGAGGACUCUGCUGCAGGAGCAGGCCCGGAGUGGCGGCCAGAGGCACUCGCCGCUGUCGCAGCGCCACUCCCCGGCCCCCCAGUGUCCCUCACCAUCCCCGCCCGCCCGAGCGGCGCCCCCGUGUCCCCCGAGCCAGUCCCCGGCCCCCCAGCGCCGCUCCCCCGUGCCCCCGUGCCCCUCGCCCCAGCAGCGCCGGUCGCCGGCCUCGCCCUCCUGCCCGUCGCCCGUCCCGCAGCGCCGCUCCCCGGUGCCGCCGCCGAGCCAGUCCCCCAGUCCCCAGCGCCGUUCCCCGGCGCCCCCCACCUGCCCGGCCCCGCAGCCCCGGCCCCCGCCGCCCCCGCCGCCGGGGGAGAGGACGCUGGCCGAUCGGGCCUACGCCAAGCCGCCCAGCCACCACGUGAAGGCCGGCUUCCAGGGCCGGCGCAGCUACUCGGAGAUGGCGGAGGGCGCGGGCUACACGGGCGCCUCCCCGCCCUGGCUGCAGGCCGAGGCGUCCACGCUUCCCAAGCCCCGGGCCUAUGGCGGCGAGCUCUACGGCCCGGGCAGGCCCCUCAGCCCGCGGCGCGCCUUCGAGGGCAUCCGGCUGCGCUUUGAGAAGCAGCCGUCGGAAGAAGAGGAGUGGGCCGUGCCCACCAGCCCGCCCAGCCCCGAGGCGGGCACCAUCCGCUGCGCCUCCUUCUGCGCGGGCUUCCCCAUCCCGGAGUCGCCCGCCGCCACCGCCUACGCCCACGCCGAGCACGCGCAGUCCUGGCCGUCCAUCAACCUGCUGAUGGAGACAGUGGGCUCUGACAUCCGCAGCUGCCCCCUCUGCCAGCUGGGUUUCCCUGUCGGGUACCCAGAUGAUGCCCUCGUCAAACACAUUGACUCCCACCUGGAGAACAGCAAGAUAUAGGGCACCUCCCCCACCCACUGGCUGCUCCUCCGCCCUGUCCUGCCACCCCCAAACACUCACUCACUUUGAAUGCUGCAUGAAUCUCACGGGGGACCCCAGCCCCUGGCGACCCCCAGAUACCUCCACUAGCUACUGAGUCAACGUGUGUGCCAUCUUCCCUGGCCCAGGCACCACUCAGCUCUGGCUCUUCCGGGAGGUCGGCCGAGGCUCCCCCUAACCCCCUGGUUUCCACUGGGGAGGUGGGGAUCUGGGCUGGGAUGGGGAGGGGGCACCCCUCCCUCUGCCUUUCAGUUCUCAAACAGGGUUGGAUCCAGGAAGGUGUCUAGUGCUUGGGGGAAAGGAAGGGUGUCAGAGGACUCCAGGACCUCCCUCAGCCCCUCCCCAGAUAUCCAUCUUUCCUAGGGUGUGCCCUGUCCAGAGAGUGCCACCCUCUGGGCUCCCAGAGCCUGCUCUGCACAGUGAUGCCAGCUCGGGGCUCAUGGCAUGGGCCCCCAUGGGGGAAGGGGGACAUCAUCUUGUUUCUUGCCAUUCCUGGCAGGCCAGCCCUGUUCUCCCCCUCUGCCCAUCCUGGGGAAUAGAGAGGGUGGGGAAGGCAAGGAGGGAGGACCCUGGAGGCCUGGGCAGAGCCAGCCUAAAAAAGGCUGCCCUGGGACCUGGGGGACCUGCACCAUGACCCUCAGGCCAGGGACCUGCCUGUGCCAGCCUCCCAGGCCCCUGUCCUGCUCCCGGUGCCCCUGGCACUGAGGCCCAGAUUGUCAAGGCAGAUGCUCCCCUCCACCCGUACCCCACUCGAGCCCCUGACACCACAGGUCCCCUGGGGCCCACGUGUGACCCAGCCUCUGUUAACUGAGCAGGUGUCAUCAGCCCCUGCUUCCCAGGCCAGAACAUGAGAAUGGGCCCAGGGUGCUGUGGGAUCAACUUCAAAAGAGCUAACCCCUUCCCACCCCCAGCCCCCCAGCCCCCAUGCCCUCUGUGAAAUCUACCUCAGAGUCAUACCCUCAGAAGGACGGGUAAGCAGGAGGCCAGAAGGCUGAGGUGGGGGAACUCCCGACGGUGAGAGCCUGCUGCCCCACAAUUAAUCCAACCCCCUCCAUGGCCAGCCACUCCCAGGGCUCAGCCCCGGGCGGGUGCCACUGGGCGCCACUGUCAGUGCAUGUGCCAACGGUUCUGAUCCAGCUCUUCCAGACGCCCACCUCCUCACACCCCUCCCCUACUCAGCGCAGGGGAGAGAAGGGGUGUGUCAGGCGGAGAAGGGGCCCAGGACUCCAGAAACACAUGUCCUUGUACCCCGAGUGUCCCCCCAGGGAGGGGAGAUGGGGAAGGGGGACUGGAGAGGGGAGGCGGGACCCCCGUGCUCUGAACAAGUUGAAAGUCCAAAUAAAACUGACCUGUUCCAUC